Molecule: messenger RNA, 1068 nt
Organism: Cladophialophora bantiana CBS 173.52
Lineage: Eukaryota; Fungi; Ascomycota; Eurotiomycetes; Chaetothyriales; Herpotrichiellaceae
Exons: 1
Coding region: 1-1068 (355 amino acids)
Molecular function (GO): protein binding
Source: RefSeq, a predicted model, not a curated record
AUGGAGCUCCUCUCAAUCUUAGCAACAUCAAUGGGCGAGACUGUGCUCCACUUCGCAAUUCUCGAUGGACAUGAUGGCCUUGUGAGUAGGUUGCUCGAGCUCAACGUCGAUACUUCUAUGUCGGCGCGUACAGCAGACAGCGCGUUGAAUAUGGCUGCCUUCAAAGGCCAGGCUGGUAUAGUCACACAGCUUCUGGAACAAGGCACCGAUUUGGAACUACACCAUGAGCACGUCGGGCUGGGCUAUGUGUCUUCCGAAGUGCACGGUUCGGGCAAUGUGAUUUUAUGGAAUAAAGCUAGGGAGGGACACUGUGACCGCCCGCGGUACUGGAGUCGCGUCGAGCCAGGAAGGGAACCUCUGCAUAGCGCCGCCUGUGGCGGACACAGCGCGGUUAUUGACAUAUUCCUCCAACACGGUUCAGAUAUCUCGUCUAAAGGGCUGCAAGUAGAGACUCCCCUGCAUGUAGCAGCCUCCGCUGCUGAGGAGGAGGUUGUCAAAGUGUUGAAAUCUGGUGCCAAUAUAUCGGCAGCGGAUAAAAACGGUGACACCCCGUUGCACGCGGCAGCCGCUAAGCAGAAAAGCAUUUCAGACGCGCUUAGGAGCCGGAUAAGCACGCAAAAGAGAGUCCUGGAGAACUCAACAAAUUCCAUGUGUGUUGUCACACCCUUGUGUCAUGGCGCGGAUCCUACAUGCGAAAACCUACAGAGUCUUACACCACUCUCCGUGGCUGCGACAGCUGGCCAUGAAGAUGUUGUUAAGACCCUCAUCGAUUGCGAACCGUCGCAUCUGCAAUCCAGUGCGGCACCGGCGAAGCUGCUCAAGGCUUGUGCACGGGGUAGAUCUUUCAACAUUCUCAAGGUGGUAAACGAAAACUUGCCAAAAGAUGGCGGAUUUAUCGCUAGUGUGGCAAGAUAUUUUUCAUGGUGCUUGUCGAUUAGGAGACCACAACAUGGUGUCUGGCUUUGCAAGCCCAUGCGAAUCCUAAUCGAAGUUGGUACAGAUAGCACGUACCCUCUUCACAACGCUGUCGCCAUGGAGCAAGUCGAGAUUGUUGAUUGUCUGCUCUGA